This is a messenger RNA of Cynara cardunculus var. scolymus (artichoke), 393 nucleotides long. RefSeq names its product thioredoxin H9-like. The record is from RefSeq and is a predicted model, not a curated record. The coding region runs from base 1 to 393 and encodes 130 amino acids. The transcript is spliced from 3 exons. Lineage: Eukaryota; Viridiplantae; Streptophyta; Magnoliopsida; Asterales; Asteraceae.
AUGAGGCCAGGUAGCAAACAAUAUCUUGCCUCUGAACUUGGUGGUGGAAAGGUUACUCUUAUAACCACCACAGAGAAAUGGGAUGAAAAGCUAACAGAAGCAAAAAACAAGGGGCAGUUGGUCGUGGUCAACUUUAGUGCCGCUUGGAGUACUCCUUGUCGUUUCAUCGCAACAGCAUACCGCAAUCUUGCUGAUAAACAUGAUUCACUUAUGUUCUUGACUGUCGACGUUGAUCAGUUACCUGAGUUUAGCACGUCUUGGAAUAUUAAAGCCACUCCAACCUUCUUCUUCCUUAUAAACGGGCAACCCAUAGAUUCCUUUGUGGGAGCGGAUGAGAAAGAACUUGCAAAGAAGAUCGAGGCAGCUGCUGCUGGUUUUAUCCAGGUUCAAUAG